Phanerochaete carnosa HHB-10118-sp is the source of this 630-nucleotide messenger RNA. RefSeq lists its product as uncharacterized. The transcript has a single exon. The record is from RefSeq and is a predicted model, not a curated record. The annotation marks the transcript as partial. Lineage: Eukaryota; Fungi; Basidiomycota; Agaricomycetes; Polyporales; Phanerochaetaceae.
AGCAGUCCUCAACUCGGGGCAAUUCAGGCUUGUCUGCUUCCCUUGCCCCGCUCCGUAACUCUACUCAGGCCAUCAUGCCACCCGAAGCAUCAGGCAAAGCCGUUCUACAAGGCGUCGAGGGCCCUCCUGACUAUGAUCAGCCAGCCACAGUCCCGUCAAGGACAUCUUCGGAGACGCAUACCUCGUCGACCGAGUCCAAGAGCGGGAUUGUGAAGCGUGCUAUGGAGAGGACAGCGGACAAACUGCACAGAAGCAAGUCCUCCGUGACUGGGGCCUCGCUGUCGCAGAGCCAGCCAUUAUUGCCGGCAGGCAGCCAUAAACGGCAUUUCAGCCGUGGCAAGAAGGGCAAGGAGAGACUGUCAGCAGACGGUGACGGUGCGUCUCGCAGUGAACUCCUGCUUCACGCACAGAGCUCAGUACAUCGUGCUAGAUGAGACUGUUACAGCUCAGUCGCAGCGGCUCAGCCCUGUCUCGCACCCGUCAGGCUCUCGACGGCAGGGUAGGCAGUCAAGUGCACAGCAAGCGGACGACGAGUCGCCGUUUAUAACGCCCCAUUCUCCGCCUUUUGGACCUACUAGAUCCCUUCUGAGUAUAUUCAGAGGCGAUGGAUCGGUAAUUACUCGUCUCUGC